Microtus oregoni (creeping vole) is the source of this 2324-nucleotide messenger RNA. It is a transcript of the gene Atoh8, whose product is annotated as atonal bHLH transcription factor 8. The record is from RefSeq and is a predicted model, not a curated record. Lineage: Eukaryota; Metazoa; Chordata; Mammalia; Rodentia; Cricetidae. The transcript is spliced from 3 exons. The coding region runs from base 385 to 1347 and encodes 320 amino acids. Gene Ontology annotation, molecular function: DNA-binding transcription factor activity; protein dimerization activity.
GCUGCCUCCUCUCCGGGCGGGCGGCGCUGAGUGAUCUUGCGAACUGGGCUUCUGUGUAAACUGAGGCUAAACAAACACAGAUGGAGCGCAGCGGGCGUUCUGCUGAAAUGCUGGCAGGGCGGCAGCGACUUCUGAUGACACUCUGAGCUCUCAUAGAGGGAACGGGCAGCCUCCGAGGCUUCACCUAGCCUGAGGCGCAGCUGCCCCGGGAGUGGGGGAGCGAGGGAGGAACCCGGGGAGGGAGGGUAGGAGGAGAGAACGAGGCGACAAGGCGGCGCUGAGCACCGCGGCCACCGGGCGCAGCCAGGCGCUCAGCGUGCAGAGCGAUCUCAGCGGGCGCGCGUCCCUGGAAGUCCCACGCCCCUGCCUGGCUCUGUCCGCACCAUGAAGCACAUCCCGGUCCUCGAGGACGGGCCGUGGAAGACUGUGUGCGUGAAAGAGCUGAACGGCCUCAAGAAACUCAAGCGGAAAGGCAAGGAGCCGGCGCGGCGCACGAACGGCUAUAAAACUUUCCGACUGAACUUGGAAGCACCCGAGCCCGGCGCCACGGCCAGCGCCACCGCUGCCACCAACGGGCUCCGGGACAGGACACAGCCGUUCCCAAUCGCAACCCCAGUGCCAGCCUCAGUGGCGCCGGCGGUUCCUCCAGGUGGGGGCACGGACACAACCAAGGAGCUCAGGGGCAUCCGAGCGCCUGAAGUCUCAGACGCGCGCAAACGCGGUUUCGCCCUGGGCACAGUGGGACCGGGACUACCCACGCCGCCACCGGCGUCCCAGAGCUUGGCACCGGGGCGUCACGAGGCGCAGCCCUACCGUGAGCCGUCUCUGCGUCCCCGCAUCUUGCUGUGCGCCCCUCCCGCACGCCCCACGCCGUCUGCGCCUCCUGAACCCCCAGCGGCGCCACGAGAAUCCCCCGUGCGCCCUGCGCCCCCCACGCGCCCGGGGGAAAGUUCCUACUCGUCAAUUUCACACGUAAUUUACAAUAACCACCCGGAUUCUUCUGCGUCGCCUAGGAAACGGCCAGGCGAAGCGACCGCCGCCUCCACGGAGAUCAAAGCCCUGCAGCAGACCCGGAGGCUCCUGGCCAACGCCAGGGAGCGGACGCGGGUGCACACCAUCAGCGCCGCCUUCGAGGCGCUCAGGAAGCAGGUGCCAUGCUACUCCUAUGGGCAGAAGCUGUCCAAACUGGCCAUCCUGAGGAUCGCCUGUAACUACAUCCUGUCCCUGGCGCGGCUGGCUGACCUGGACUACAGCGCCGAUCACAGCAACCUCAGCUUCUCUGAGUGUGUGCAGCGCUGCACCCGCACCCUGCAGGCAGAAGGACGGGCCAAGAAGCGCAAGGAGUGACCAGCCACAGACUAGACCACGGAUACUGCUGCGGGUCUCUUCCCAGUCGGGCCUGAGGAGAAAGAAGCCGAGGCCACCAAGACAGCCAGCCUCAUUUCCUGCCUUCUCCAAGAUGCUACCAGAUCCUCAGCCCACUUACUGCCUCUCAGGUUCGCCAAGGACCAGGACAAGGGCAGCCUGCCUCCUCUCCGUCUCCUGCUGUCCGCCAGCCAUCCAGGGUUACUUCAGAUUUUGCUUUCUGACUGGUGGUGCAGACUAUUGCCAAAGAUUCUACAGAGAUUAUCUAAGGAAAUUACGGGGUGAAACCCCAACAGCGCAAAGCCACAACACCAUUGCUGCCUGAACACGUCCACCUCAAGCCAAAGAUGGAUUAGCACUUCUGCCAGGAACUCAUGCAAGGAGUGGACAUUUGGUGACCUUCGGAAGCACUUAACCCUCUGAGCCAGUGCUCUGUCUGUGCUGAACCCCGAGCUGUCUGGGUACAAGAAGGCUUUCUAGGGCUGUGACAGACAGGUUGGGUACCUUGGUGUGGUGGAAGGUGGGGUCUGAGAUCUUGUUUCUUCCCAUUAGCCAUCCAGGCCUCUGACCCUAUGCCCAAUAUUCUUUGGGUCCUGGCUCCUUCCUGGACUCCAGGCCUCCUGAGAAGGGAAGAAGGGGAGAAUGAAGAAGCAAUAUUGCCCCAUAGCCCACCCAGGACAUGCCCCAAGACAACCUGUCUGAUGGUCUUUGCUCCAAGAGCCUGCUCCACCAGGUGCUCACCAGUGGCCAGUCUCAGGCUAGCACACGAGACAGUGUCGUGCUGUAGGUCAGCUGCCUUUGAACAGUCCAGGCAGGAGGACUUAGGGAGGAAGGGACCAGGGGAAUGGGCCAGUAUGUGGGGAAGGGAGCAUGUUCAAAGCCAGGGCCUGCUCCAUGUGCUACAGAGGCCAAAGCUGUUCACAUCUGUGUGCAACCAUCUGCUUCAAAUUGAAGUAAAA